Molecule: messenger RNA, 2264 nt
Organism: Spodoptera frugiperda (fall armyworm)
Lineage: Eukaryota; Metazoa; Arthropoda; Insecta; Lepidoptera; Noctuidae
Gene: cce-3
Product: esterase E4-like
Exons: 3
Coding region: 585-2255 (556 amino acids)
Source: RefSeq, a predicted model, not a curated record
GUUUCUCACAAACUGCAAAAUAAAAACAAGACACACUCGCAGCAUGCUCAGCAAAUAAUGUGUCUAACGUUGCGGACUAUUUGCAAACGUUAUAGAGGAGUUGCGCAAACGCAUUGGGCCACCGUCUGAUCUCGCGGCUCGUGUACUUUCCCUGGCAGUGUGCAGCAGACCGGCGCAUACGCAGCACAGCUCCCACGAACUUGAGGAGUCAGCCCUGAACUUGCUGCACUGGUGCCUUUACACCGUGCGAGAUGCUGCGGUUUGGUUAAAGUUUUAGUGGUACUUUGUGAAACAUACUUUAUAAUAAAUCGUAUUCAUGAACUGUACCGACGUGUUCGAAUAAAAGGAACGUUAGUUAGUUUUAUUGUUAUACAAUUACAUGAUCAGUGAAAAUCAAAGCUGACAGACCUAAUAGAGUGGUAGUUAACGGGACCUGUUUGUAAAACUAAAGUGUAAGAUGCAUUGAGUCAUCUUGUCCAUUCCUAAGAUAAACUCUUGCCUAACUUUGUGAAUACACAAGGUAGCAGUGUGCGAGACAAUAUUAGUGACAAUAUGAAAACUACAACUUUGUUUAGUGAGUAAACAUGAGUGGGAGAGCAGUGCUAGUGUACAUGCUGUGCUGGUGGUGGCUGCAGCUGGUCGGAGGGCUGUUCCUCACUCCGGUCGUGGAAGUCAGCCAGGGGAGGUUGAGGGGGCUCAGGAGCUACUCCGGACAAUACCGGUACUACGGGAUCCCGUACGCCACCAGCGAGAGGUUCCAACCACCGCGGUCGCCUCCAAAAUGGAGUGGCAUCUUCCACGCGGUGUCUCGGUUCGACUCCUGCGCUCAAACCCUUGCCGUGUUUCGAAUUGGCAGGGAGGAGUGCCAGUUCCUUGACGUGUACACACCGGGGCGGGCAGCACAGGGGCGCGCCCUGCCAGUGCUGGUGUUCCUGCACGGAGGGGCGUACUACAUGGGCAGCAAGUGGCAUUACGACCCGGAGUACCUAGUCAACAAGGACGUCAUCGUCGUAACAGUCAACUAUAGGUUGGGAGUCCUAGGCUUCCUCUGCCUAAAUAACGUCGCCAACCUAGGACUUAAAGACCAACUCGCGGCCUUGAAGUGGAUCAGACGAAAUAUAUCUGCGUUCGGUGGGGACCCCGACAACGUGACCAUAUCAGGCCACAGUGCAGGGUCCACGUCCGCGGCCAUGCACCUACUGUCGCGGCGGAGCAAGGGACUGUUCCACAAAGCGAUCCUGAUGAGUGGAGUAGCUCUAGCACCGUGGUCGUUCAAUCCAGAACCACUUACUCCCGCGUUUGAAGAUGCAGCAAAGAUGGGAAAUGUGCGAAACGAACGUGACGUUUACGACACUUUUCUAAAGUCAUCACUAAACGACGUCCUAUACGCUACGCAAGGAACUUCUAUAGACCCGCGGUACUUCAAGUACGCGCCGUGUGUCGACACCAACUUCACUGACGCUUUCUUCCACGACACUCCGUACAAUAUCAUAACGUCGGGGGACUUCAACAAGGUCCCCGUCAUCAUCGGCGUCACGGACACUGAAGGCGUCUUGUUUUACGGGUUCCAUAACCAAAGAACAUUAGAAUAUUUAGACAAUAACUUCAUAGAUAGACUGCCGUCGGUAUUUUCUUGGUGCUCCGAUGAAGAUAAAAGAAAAAUAGCCAAGGAAAUACGUUCGCAUUACUUUGGGAAACAAAGGAUCAAUAGCAGAGACGCGAUCAAAGGUACCGUGGACUAUUAUUCGGACUGGAUAACGAACGCGGCCGUCCACGCGUUCUCCAAACUGAUAGCGAAGUAUUCCGACGAGCCAGUGUACAACUACAUGUUCUCGUACAGAGGAGGCCGCAACUUCGGCAGCGUGGUAUACGGCCGCGGCCUCGGCCUGGGCGGGGCCACACACAGCGACGACAUCUUCUACAUAUUCAAGCCCGCUGGCUUCCCGCUGCGGAUCCGGCAGGCCGACAUGAUCAUCAUCGACAGACAAACCACAAUGCUGACCAACUUCAUGAAGUUCGGGGAUCCAACCCCGCACACGAGUGCUCUGCUGCCGGUGCGCUGGCCGCCGAGCACGGCGAACAGGUCGGUGGUGCUGCACAUGGGCCGGCAGCUGCACGUGGCGGCCGCGGCCGAGGGCUCGCGGGGCCUGUUCCUGCUGCGCGUGCUGUGCCAGUACGGGCUGCGGGGCUACGUGCCCUGCGACAGUGCCAUGCAGUGUACGCCCUGCCACACAGUUACCAAUAAACGACAGUGAUCUAGUCAA